Molecule: messenger RNA, 3952 nt
Organism: Stegodyphus dumicola
Lineage: Eukaryota; Metazoa; Arthropoda; Arachnida; Araneae; Eresidae
Biological process (GO): regulation of transcription by RNA polymerase II
Molecular function (GO): DNA-binding transcription factor activity, RNA polymerase II-specific; RNA polymerase II cis-regulatory region sequence-specific DNA binding
Source: RefSeq, a predicted model, not a curated record
CCGCCCCUUUUUCGGCUCCCGACGCACCCACACGCCCCACUCGGCAAGUGCACAACUCCGAACGGUGACGAACGGAGCCGCCGGUCCGCGUGCAAUCAUCCUGGUAGCCGAGAUAUAACCCACACGAAGCGGCAUCCGAAGCCAACGGACAAUCGGUGGAGGGUCUCCGAGAUUGAUGCCGUAUGCGGUUUGACACUGGUCAAGCUAAAUGUUUGGCUCUAACAAUAUUGCUAGCGAAUAUUUAUGUAAAACUGCAGAUUAGAAAUAUGAUUGAGAUGGCUAAUUUGAGUUAAUCAAUUAAAGAAGAGGCAUGUGAUUGGUAACGAAAAUUAAAUGUUUGAUACGAAGUGUAUUGAUGCUGUUAUAAUAUGAUUAACUUGUGAAUCAUAGCGAAGAAAAACUGUGCAAGAACUGAACUAGGUUUUUAUGAACAAUAUAGAAAUAAAGCAGUCUUAGUUAUAUAAAGCAUAAAAUAAAAUAAAAUAAAAAAAGAAAUCAAGUAGUAAUACUCAUUGACGUUUUUACUUUUCACCAAAGCUUGAAGAUUCGAAGUGUUGCCCAUUUAAAAUGAAGAUCCAUCCCUAACUAACCUUUAAAUAAUUUUUUCCGAUUGUCACCAAUAGACUUUUUUAAUAUUCUGUGCAAGAGUAUAGACAAUGCUUCAGUUCAUAAUAGAAAAUGUAAAACGAAAUAUUUGCAAUAUUUGACAGCUAUAGGAAUAAAAUUACUGCGAAACGCUACUAAAUAACAUAAAGUUUGCAAUGUCAUUAAGAAAAAGACUGCUUCUCUUUUGAAAUGAGUUCACUUCUUUGAUGCAUGUCUUUAAAUUUAAAAAUGAUUCAUUUGGAAAUAAAUAUCUUAAGAUAUACUAAAGAUUUCAUUAUUUGUCAAUAGUCAAUCGUUGCUUAAGAAAAUUCUGGCUAAAAGUUUUUCUUUGGGAAACAUUGAAAAGAUGUAGUACUAUCAAACUAAAUGGCUGGAACUUAAAAACUCUUUUUCUCUCAAAAAAAAGAGGUCAAAUAUUUUAUUUAUUAUGUAAUUACUCUUCGAAGAAGCUCUAAUUAUUUCAACUUCGGAACUCUACAUCUGGCUCAGACAUUUCAAGAAAUUAGAAACGGAAAUACAUGCGUUAUGCAAUAGAUUCAUAAAGUCCAUAUACCUUAUUAAAAUACUAAUAAAUUCUUUGAUUAUUAGUGAAGAAAUAAAAGUCUGAAUCCUCCUUCAAUAAUCAGGAAACUUGCUUCAAAAACUCUCUGUAGAUCUGCAGUUUAUCUUUCAUUCCGAAAAUACCGAGUUUGAACUCUCUUCUGAAAGCAUCACAUUGACUAAAUAUUUCUUCUAAAUCUUUAAAAACACGUAGAGAGUUUACUAGACUCCGAAGUGGCAACAACAGUCACCUUUUUAUUUAAUUUGCCAAAAAUAAUGAUACUCCUCUCCUUUUGGCAAAAGAAAUGAUUAAACAAUAAAGAUCUUAGAUAAGUCCUGUAAAGAGCCAUCAAACUACGAAUACUGAGGCCAUCAAAAUACGAAGCAUCACCAGGAAGCGAACUCCCUCAUGACCAGACCGUCUCCACCCCCAGAUAAAGUGAGGGGUCAGCUGGAAGGGGUCUGCAGAACAGGUUCUACGCCACCACCUCGUGGCCUGGGAUUCUGCAGAGAAAUGGGGAGCGCUUUCAGAGUAGUCACUCCAAAAAGAGUAGAGAAAGGGGCUGAAAGUCCUCCAUCUUUUCCAAAUUUGGGUAAUUCUUCGUCUCCAUCUCCCUCCGCUGGAACUGGGAGGGAAGAGGAAACGACGGAGCCUCUCCGAACCUGCUACCCUGGCCUAUGGUACGGCCUCCCAGCUUUCAAGUCCGUGGCUACCUUCGAAUCUAGUUUCCCGCUCUUCCCAUUUUUCGCACCUCAUCUUUUAUCGUCAGCUGAAAACAAUGCUAGUCAUGCUUCCUCUUCAGCUGGAAGCAAAGUAGAUGGCAUCUCUUCUUCGCCCGAUCCAGAUCCUUCACGUGUCCUACCUAAAGACUUAAGCUUGCCUGUUCCUCCUUCCUUGACCGGAACUGAUUUCCGAUCCCUUGGAUUGGGUCUUUGGCCUGGUGAUAUCCGUACUCAUCCUCUUUUCUUCCCUUCCGCUUCAUCAGCUUCGCUCUUACAUCCACAUCCACCAGUCACCACUUCUUCCAUGCUUCACAGAUCCUCUUCUUCCCCAAGCGGUAAUGGAAUUCUUCCCGCCCACUAUACGACGGCAGCGGAAAUCUUCAGGCCGUUCCCGUCACUCGCUCACUGCGUAUCUUUCCCCCUCUUGGGUAUCGGCUCCGCCUAUUCUGAUGUGAAACAACUGCAUCCGCACCAUCAUCUUCAUAACCAUUUCAAAGAUGGGAGCCUUCUCUUGAGUCCGGGAUCGAAAGCAACUUCUGUUCAUCAUCCCAGCGAUGUGUACUCCUGUGUCAAAUGUGACAAGAUGUUCAGCACCCCCCAUGGAUUAGAAGUUCAUUCCCGGAGGUCGCACAGUGGAAAGAGGCCUUUCGCCUGCGAACUCUGUAACAAAACUUUCGGCCACGAGGUAAGCUUGAGUCAGCACCGGGCCAUCCAUACAGCGGAGAGAACCUUCGAGUGCAAACAAUGUGGAAAGACAUUCAAAAGGUCAUCUACGUUGUCUACUCAUCUACUUAUUCAUUCCGAUACUAGGCCUUACCCUUGCCAAUAUUGCGGAAAGAGGUUUCAUCAAAAAUCAGACAUGAAGAAACAUACCUAUAUACAUACAGGUGAAAAACCCCACAAGUGCACAGUCUGUGGAAAAGCUUUCAGCCAGUCAUCGAAUCUUAUCACACAUAGUAGGAAGCAUACAGGUUUCAAACCUUUCGCUUGUGAUAUUUGUGGACGGGCAUUCCAGAGGAAGGUUGAUCUCAGAAGGCACAAAGAAACUCAACAUUCAGACCUUAGGCAGCUCCAUUAGCCUACGUUUGCUUCAUGAAGCCAAACAGAUACGACUCGUUUGUAACUAUGAGUAAUUUGUGAAUAGAUGACUGCUUUAGAUUACACCAAAACUGCCUGAAAGUGUCUCAUCUGUUUGGCUACGUCUUGAAUGAUGACUAUGAUGCAUAUUCGUAAUUAUGCCCGCAGAUACAAGAGAAAGAUGUAUUUGACUUAGUUCCACUUAAAACAUGUAUCGAAAUAAAAAUAGGAUUGAAACCUAUGGCCGAAAAUUAAAAUCUUUGUGUAUAAAAGAAAAGGCCUAAAAACAUCAAAGGAAAAUUCUCUAGCAAUUAACAUCUGAUACUGAUAUUCAGAUAGCAAGAUAGCACUACUAUGGUCUACAUUAAAACUUAAACUUCAUUCUAAUACAGUAAUUAAUAGUUAAAUCAAAAUAAAAGAAAUGUAUAACUGAACCAAAGUUCACUGAAGAUGUGUAAUGAAAUAAGACAGAGAAAUAACUUCUUUUAAUCAAAGACAAGUUCAAGUUGUUGAGGUAAAUUUCUUUUCCUAUUCUUCAAAUCACACGCAAAUCUGUAGUAUACUAAUGAAGAUGAAGGCAUGAAUGCAGUAAACAUUAAACAAAGCAUUUCAACGAAAUAUUUUCUAAAAAAAUGGGGAAAAAAGACUAUAAAACAUCUUUCUGAGCUCCGAUUCAUGUCAUAUAUUUAGAGCAAGACGUAACUAUCUAUAUUCGUAUGACAAAUUGAAAGUUAACUAUUUAUGUUCUCUUAUUAUCUAGUCAUGUAUUAUACAUCUUUGUUUUCAUUAAGCUAGUUAAUACUUAAAAAAAAAGAUGUUGUAACUGUAAAGUGGUCUUCAAUUGUGGCUCCAUUGUAUUAAACCAGCACAUGUCGCUGAACUAGUAUUGUAAAUUUUAUCUUUGUACAGUUUCUAUUAAUGAAAUAUCAUUGUUUAUAAUUUUAACACUUGAAAUUAUUGUAUUAAGAAUGUAAGCAAAGUGCAAUAAAACUAUCGGUAAAUAAAA